AUGGCUUCUGCUACAUCUACAGCAGCCCCCAUCACCUUUGGAUUCAAGAAUUUGUUGGAAACAUUCACUGUUGAUGUGCACAGGGCAGAGAAUAGGCCACUGAACGUGCCCUUAAUUGCUCCCUUUACCAUUGCCACCUCUAGAUUGGACAAGGUGGAGAACGUGGCCAUAAGAGUUGAGUUGAGCAACGGUGCUGUGGGGUGGGGUGAGGCACCAAUUUUGCCUUUUGUUACUGCAGAGGACCAAACCACCGCCAUGGCCAAGGCUUCUGAGGCAUGUGCUUUCUUGAGGAGAUGUCCUGCACUAACUUUGGGUUCCAUGCUGGGGGAGAUUGGUGGUAUUCUUCCCGGGCAUCAAUUUGCUUCAGUUAGGGCUGGGGUGGAGAUGGCAAUAAUUGAUGCUGUUGCAAAUAGUAUUCGUGUGCCAUUGUGGAGGCUUUUUGGUGGGGCUUCAAAUACCAUAACCACUGAUAUAACAAUUCCAAUUGUUUCUCCAGCUGAAGCAGCUAAUUUAGCUUCUAAGUACAAUAAAGAAGGAUUUAAGACUUUAAAGCUGAAAGUGGGCAAGAAUCUGAACGCAGAUAUAGAAGUGCUUCAAGCUAUACGUGUUGCCCACCCUGAGUGUCAGUUUAUUCUUGAUGCUAAUGAAGGGUAUAAAUCUGAGGAAGCAGUGGAAGUUCUUGAGAAAUUACAUGAUAUGGGGUUGACUCCUAUUCUAUUUGAGCAACCAGUUCACAGAGAUGAUUGGGAUGGUCUUCGGUAUGUCAGUAGUAUAGCAAGAGAGAGAUAUGGUGUAUCUGUUGCAGCUGAUGAGAGUUGCAGAAGUAUAGUUGAUAUUUACAAAAUUGUGGAAGGGAAUGUUUUAGAUGUUAUUAACAUUAAGCUUGCCAAAGUUGGUGUUAUGGGUGCCCUUGAAAUUAUUGAAAAGGCAAAAGCAGCAGGAUUAGACUUGAUGAUUGGUGGUAUGGUUGAGACUAGACUUGCUAUGGGUUUUGCUGGCCAACUUGCUGCUGGGCUUGGGUGUUUCAAGUUCAUUGACUUAGAUACACCACUUCUGCUGUCAGAUGAUCCAGUUCUUGGAGGAUAUCAAGUUUCAGGUUCCACUUAUAAGUUCUCAAACGCUAGGGGACAUGGUGGAUUCCUUCACUGGGACAACCUUGCAUAG
Sphenostylis stenocarpa is the source of this 1164-nucleotide messenger RNA. Lineage: Eukaryota; Viridiplantae; Streptophyta; Magnoliopsida; Fabales; Fabaceae. The record is from the annotation of a GenBank genome assembly.